Molecule: messenger RNA, 11745 nt
Organism: Alexandromys fortis (reed vole)
Lineage: Eukaryota; Metazoa; Chordata; Mammalia; Rodentia; Cricetidae
Gene: Nkd1
Product: NKD inhibitor of WNT signaling pathway 1
Exons: 10
Coding region: 213-1628 (471 amino acids)
Biological process (GO): negative regulation of Wnt signaling pathway
Cellular component (GO): cytoplasm
Molecular function (GO): calcium ion binding
Source: RefSeq, a predicted model, not a curated record
UGGGCGCUUGGGGAGGCGCGGGGCCGCGGCGGCGGGCAGGGGGCUCGGCGCGCCCGGGCGUCAGUCCGGCCGCGGCGACGGCGGCAGGAGUGUGUCCCGGCGCCGCCUGGGGCUGCGCUCGGCGCGCGGACUGUGAGGAGGAGGCGAGCGAGGCUGGCGCGGGAUCGGCGGCCGGACGCAUGGCUUAGGACGCCCCGCCGCCGCGCCCCAGCAUGGGGAAACUUCACUCGAAGCCGGCCGCCGUGUGCAAGCGCAGGGAGAGCCCGGAAGGUGACAGCUUUGCUGUGAGCGCUGCUUGGGCAAGGAAAGGCAUCGAGGAGUGGAUCGGGAGGCAGCGCUGUCCAGGCAGCGUCUCAGGACCCCGACAGCUGAGAUUGGCAGGCACUGUUGGUCGAGGCACUCGGGAGCUCGUGGGUGACACUUCCAGAGAGGCACUUGGUGAGGAGGACGAGGACGACUUCCAGCUAGAAGUGGCCCUGCCACCCGAGAAGACCGACAGCCUGGGCAGUGGAGAUGAGAAGAGGAUGGAGAAAGUGAAUGACCCUAGUCCCGGCUCCAAGAAGCAGCUGAAGUUUGAAGAGCUUCAGUGUGAUGUUUCUGUGGAGGAGGACAGCCGACAGGAAUGGACUUUUACUCUGUAUGACUUUGACAACAAUGGCAAAGUCACCCGUGAGGACAUCACCAGCUUGCUGCACACCAUCUAUGAGGUGGUUGACUCCUCUGUGAACCAUUCCCCCACAGCAAGCAAGACACUGCGGGUGAAGCUCACUGUGGCCCCCGAUGGGAGCCAGAGCAAGAGGAGUGUCCUUUUCAACCAUACUGACCUGCAGAGCACGAGGCCCCGAGCAGACACCAAGCCUGCUGAGGAACUUCGUGGCUGGGAGAAGAAGCAGCGAGCCCCUCUCAGGUUCCAGGGUGACAGCCACCUGGAGCAGCCGGGCUGCUACCACCAUUGCGUGGAUGAGAACAUUGAGAGGAGAAACCACUACCUAGACCUGGCGGGGAUAGAGAACUACGCGUCUCAGUUUGGGCCUGGCUCCCCUUCGGUGGCCCAGAAGUCAGAGCUGCCCCCUCGAAUCUCCAACCCCACUCGCUCUCGCUCCCACGAGCCAGAAGCUGCCCACAUCCCACACCGGAGGCCCCAAGGUGUGGACCCCGGCUCUUUCCACCUCCUUGAUACCCCAUUUGCCAAGGCAUCAGAGCUCCAGCAACGGCUUCGGGGUACUCAGGAUGGGAGCAAGCACUUUGUGAGAUCCCCCAAGGCCCAGGGCAAGAACAUGGGAAUGGGCCACGGGGCCAGAGGUGCAAGAAGCAAGCCCCCACUUGUGCCCACCACCCACACUGUGUCCCCCUCUGCCCACUUGGCCACCAGCCCAGCCCUCCUCCCCUCCCUGGCACCCCUGGGGCACAAGAAGCACAAGCAUCGACCCAAGGAGAACCAGGCCAGCUGCCGGGGCCUGCAGGCCCCACUGGCUGCAGGAGGCGCCACGGUCAUGGGUCGGGAGCAGGUCAGGGAGCUACCUGCUGUGGUGGUGUAUGAGAGCCAGGCUGGGCAGGCCGUCCAGAGACAUGAGCACCACCACCAUCACGAACAUCACCACCACUACCACCACUUCUACCAGCCCUAAGCCCCAGCAGGCCACCACAUGAAGGACCCACCCCCACGCCUUGAGGCAUUAUUAUUCUAUUAAUUAUUGUUAUUAUGACAAUUAUUGUUAUUAAUAAUUAUUGUUACUCCACUAAUAUUUAGCUAGCCUUCAUGUAGAAGAUAUAUGGAAACACAGAACUAAACUUUUAUUUAUAUGUUGUGGGGAUUAUAUAGCUCACCCAAGAAGUGACUCUGGGUUUGGAAGGGUCCCUGGGCUACCCCAGCUGCAGGGUCCACGCAGAUCUUCCCAAACCACAGGAGCCCUCGGCCCAGCUGCCCCACUUCUGCUCUUCCGGGAGCGCACCCUUGCCUGGCCAAGCUUCAGAGACCCUCAAGAGUUCCGGAGGACAACAGCUGCUACCUCUCAGUGUUAUUCCGGUCUGACUUUACCCUUAACCGACUGUCACUUGCUCCGGGGGCUUUUGGUGGACUGCAUCGCAGUGCCCUCCCUGCCCUCGUGUUUCCACACCUCAGCCUAGACCCUUAGCUGUGCUCUCUGGAGUUGCUGCCUCACCUUGGCCCACGCCAGCCCCAUCCUUUUUUUUUUCUGCCAUGCACAAUGUGGAAGCGCCCCUCUCCCCCCGUGCGCCCCCCUUUGCUUUUAAAGGAUGCACCUGUAUUUAAGGAUUGUCCUUGGAGCCAGCCUUCUCCUUUUGGAAACUGCUACAGAGAGAAGCAGCCACAUAAAGAAGCAUGGUUUCCCAAGAUGGCACCAUUGUAUGACGGAGGGUGUGAAACCUGAGUUUGCCAUCAGCAGAUACACUUUGUGGCUCUCUGGCAACCUUUGUAACUAUAGGUAGAUGCUGCCUGUCCGUGUCUCUGUAUCUUUCUAUAAAUACACUCUCAGGUAUCUUUGCUGGUGUGCAGAAAUCACUGUGCUGCUCUGUGGAAGCUCCUGCAACCCAGAUGUGCCCCGUGUGCUUCGUGUAAGGUCGCUCGUCCAUCAGACUCAGGCAGCCGCCUCCCUCUUAUAAGAGGUCAUUUAUUUGGGUUUGAAGUCUGCAGUUUUGGAGAAACCUGCUUGGGUGUAGAAGCUUAGAGUAGAAUAAGGAUAUCAGAUGAGACUGUGGGACAGCAUCCUUCACAGAGCAGGAUUUUAUCAAACAAGAGCUAGAGAAACCAGGAAAGGACCACUGUCAACACUGGAGCAAAGGCUGAGGGGCAGUGGAACCCAGAAUGGCACUAAGCUACCCCUACACCUGAAAGGUGAGGGUUGAAAGGCACCUGGAAGCUGUGACCUUCCUUCAGGGAAUGUAAGGGGAUGUGUGGAACCCCCAGGGGUGAAGUCCUGACUCUCUCCCCUGCCUCUUCCACAUCCUUCUGUAGUGGCAUCUGGUGACGGUCUUGGGAGCAGGGAGGAGUCUGGGUAUGGUCCCUGAGAGAGUCUGACCCCAGAAGGAAAUGAUCGCAGCUGUCUGCCCUGCCCCUUCGUCUCCCGGGUUUAGCAUGGUUGGUAAGCAUGGACUUCUGGGGGUAGUCAGCAUUAGUUGUUUUUAAGGUGUUCAUUUUCCUGGUUGCUGGUCUAAGUCCAGGGCCUGCAUCUGAGGCUCAGAGAGGCCGAGAACCUGCGGGAGUCACAUGGUAGGUGGCAGCGUUGCGUCCUAGUCGUCAGCAUCCCUAACACCGUGAAGGGUGUGAGCCCUGGCUUUUGCUCACGUGUAGUUGUGAGUUUCUGUUUGAUUAGAAUCCAGCUCACAGGAAGUGACUGUAUCCAAACCAAAUGGGCAAGGCAUUGUGGGAGCUGGCUUUGAGAUGACAGGCUCCAAUAUGAAUGAACCAGGGUUUUUGUUCCUGAGUUACUCCGUGUCAGUAGGCCUGAGCUACUGACAUUCUGGGUCCAGGACCAGGAGAAAAGAAUUUCUAGGAAACAAAAGCCUGAUGAGGAGUUGUGAAAGGCUGGGUUUGGAUCAGGUAGUCACCCCUGGACCAAUCACCAUGCCCCACCUGGUAUGUGACCACUUGCCACAGGAGGCAGGGUCAGCACUGAUAACAGCUGGGGCAGGGAGGAGGGAGAGACAGCCAGAAAACAAAACAAGGAAAAAAUAAAAACCCAGUGGACUCCAGGUCCAAAGUUGCCAUGAGCAACUGCCUAGGGAGUGGGAGCUGCUGGCUUUAGAACAUGGAUCCUCAGCCUAGGGAGGGAGAGCCCCCCUUCCUACUAACUUAAAAGUCAUCUUAUAAAAAUAGUACCGUGUUCACCUGUAAAAGCCCAUACAAGCUUAGAGUAAAAGGGAACUCACUAGGCUCCAUGCCAGCAUCCAGAUCCAGAUGCCCUGCAGGACCGUGGGUGCAGUGUAGUGGUUGGGGCAGAGACUGGCCAGGCUGCAGGGACUCAAGGCCCGACUCCCUUUCCUCAGCACGCAUUGUAAGUGAAAUACUCCCUCGUGAGCACUAUCCAGAUGCUGGCUGUCUUCAUUACUAGAAUAAAUGCAUUCUAUAGAAUAUAUCAAAUUUAAAUUUUGUUAAUUUAAAAAAAAAUUCAGAGUUUGAAGCAGUUGUGUAACGGUAACCUUGAACUCCCCAUCCAGAAGUUUCAAAUACUGACAUUUUGCACUAUUUCUUUCUGAUCUAUUUUUAAGAGAGAAAACCCGGCAGUUAUGUUCAGUCCCCUCCCCACCUUGUUCUUUUAUUUUUAUCCAAGGACCAGCAUAGCGUUCAUUCUUAGGCUCUUUUCUCUGCAGCCCAGUGCGCUUGGGGACCUCCCCCUGAGUCACUGAACUCUCUUCCCCCUAACAGCUGCUCAGCCCUCUCUUGCUCAGGGGCACUGUCACCUCCCGGCAGGCCUGUGGGUUGUCUCUCAUCCUUCGCCGUGACAUACUGCACAGAGGGUCCUUGUACGUAACUUGUCUCACUGCCUACUCUCGAGACAGAAAGUGGCAGAAGGUGUCAAUACAGAGCUGCUGGUUUCAAUAGCAAGUGUGGUGUCCGUUUUGAAGCUAUUGUAGGUGACCCCUUAAAAGUGGUUAUAGCAAAUAAUUAGGAGGCGCCAGAAGGAGAAAGGAGAGAGGGAGGAAGGUAGAGGAGAUGAAGUUGGAUCCUUUGUGUGGAUGUGACCCAGUUCCCCGGACAGAGCUGCUGCUUCUCUGUCCCCUGAGCUCUGAGCACCCAGCAUCCCUGGAGCCUAGAGAAGUAUCUCGGUUUGUUUGUUUGAUUGAUUGAUUGAUUCAAGGCAUCAUGGCCUUGAAGCUUUGAGCAGACUGCACUAGCUGUUUGGUGGGAGGGUGGAUAGCCACUGUGCUCUCACCUCCCCUUCUUGGGAACACCGCACACCCAGCCAUGCCAAUUAGGCAUUCUGGCAAAGGGCAUAGCCAGGACCUGUUUGACCUUCUCCUUUGCCCUGCAUUCACAUCUCAGAUUUCUCAGGUUGCUGCUGGGCCUGAGGAUCAAAAGCCAGAGAGGAGAAGAGGGGGGCUACCUGUCAAAAGUCAUUCUAACGAGCAGCUCCUGUGUCCCCUGACCUGGGCUAUAGAUGCCACCCAGCAGCCUCAGCUCUGUGUGAAGGUGCGGGCUGCCAGCCACACCCUAGGGGAUUGCACACUCCAAAUUCUCCAAAGCAACCUUGCCGUUUACCCAGGUUCACUCUAGCAACCAAUUUCCUGGUGUUGGCCUUGGUUUCCUACCAUUCCCAGUGCGGCAGCAGGGCUGUGUCUGUAGAGACGGUGGAGAUGCAUCAGUUACCUGCCUUACUGAUACUAGACGCAGGCACAGGCCACCCUUCCCAUCAUUAAACUCCCCCCACCUCACCUCAGAUUUCCCCUUCAUUUGGGGCUCUGAUCUGCUCUGAGGCAGCAGAACCUUGAAGCCAACCCCCAUUUUUCCCACUAUAUUUUCUUUUGGAGGGAUCCCAGUGUCCAGUAUGUGGUCCCAGGGAGUGACAGGGUUUAACUUAAACACCCGGCUUCCAGCUGACCCAGUCGGCCCUUUGCUCUCUCCCAGCCUUCCAAGCAAUCCUGCAACAUGGAGCUAAGAGUUAACUCACUGAGGCCCAGGCCCCUCCUGGUGUGACUUGAGAACAGGCUAGCCUUUCAGUGGAUGGAAGCUGCAUUCAGAACCACCUGGAGGAAGUUACAGAGGCCAGAUGCUGAUUUUGGAAGUCUGGGAUGUAGCCUGAUCAUUAAGAGCUCAGGAUCCCAGAUAGUAUCCUAUACAGCCAAGGUGAUACUCUGGAGUCUUGCAACAUCCCCUAGAUAACUUCUGGCGGCCUUUUGAGAGAAAUAUUUGAAUCCUAGGACUGAAGAAGCAUGUUAAAUAUAGACUCCCAGGCCCAAUCCUCUGGAUUAGGGGGGAUAGGUGAAUUAGGGUUAAGGUACAGGGACCGUGGUUUUUCAGAAGCUCCCACCCCUAGAAGUGGUGUUUCUGGCCCACAGGCCAUCCUGAGAAUUCUGAGAGCCCGUGUUUUGGCCCUGCCUCAAGGAGUAUGUGUAUUGGGUGAGAUAGGAGGGAGAUAAGGAGAGACACCCCCUCCUGUGCUGUAACAGGGACCCCAAAACUCCACAGAACUUAGAAUAAGUGACCAUAACCUAGGCAAAGGACCAGGCUGGAGGGCUCAGUACCUCUAUUUGUACGGGUAAAGUUUCCCUCCUAGCUGUGCUGCCAUUGCUUCUGACGAGCCCAUCUACACCAUUGCCACAAAGCCACAAACCUUCCAGAGAGCGGGACUUACUGAGAUCUAGUGGCCCCAUUGGCGUGGAUCACGUGACACUGGCAUGGACACAGACUUCACCCUCCACUUAAGAGGAGAUCUGGCCUUAAUAAGAUAGGCAUACACGUUUUAAAACGCCUCUUCCUGAUUCCUGCACUUGGCCUUGGAGCCCUGGGCCAAGGUUGACUUGGCAGCGUAGAGCUCAGUGUGGCCACCACUUUGUUUACAAGGUGCCAGGUCACGGUGAGAGCCAGCUUUGGCAGACCCCUCUCCCUAGGUAGAAAGGUGGAUGGGGAAACCAUUUGGGGCUUAGCUCUCAGAGUGAGAAGCAGAGACGGCCAAAGAUCUUAAAGGUUCCCAGGUUGACAGGGUUAUUCCUCACCUCCACCAGCGGUUUGAUGCCCUGUGUUAACUAGUGUUUCUCUGCUCGAUAUUUCUGAAAACAAAAUUCUGGACGCAUUCAUCAAAGCAGACCACAAAAUCUGUUCAUCCUUUUCCAACCAGGCUGUUCUUCCUGGAGCCUUAGCAAGUCCAGCAGAGGGCAGCAAGCAAUGCAUGCCUUCAAACCUGGUCCCGAGUUUCUGUCUUGUCUGCAACCCCCAAGUGGGGUUCUUUAGGGGGCCCCGUGUGUCUGUAGGUGGUUAGUGAAUAGGAGAGAGAGCAUGUUGGUGAAAGAGAUAAGGCACCCGCUGCAAGACAACAGGGAAGUUUAUGGCCUCAUGUCAAUCAUUGCAUCCUCCCUGCUGGUGUCCUAGGGAUAAAAGUGUGUCUAGCAAUGGCACUGCUAUCUUUUGAUUUUGUUUUGAAAAACAUACUUAAGAUGUAGCUCAGUGCUAGAGCUCUUGCGUAGCUUAUGUUUGGCCUUGGGUUUGCCCUCUAGAACAACAGCAACAACAAAAAGCCAAUAAAACAGCACAGCAAAAGCAAUAAUUUAGUUUAUUUGAAAAGAAACAAACCAUUACUGUGUUGUCUUUGCUUUUUUUCUGGCUGGUUGAUUGGUUGGUUCCCGCCUUCCCCCAGAACCAGUGACAAUUUAGUCAAAUGUUCUUUGUGGUUUUGAACAAUUGAUUGUGAUUGGACGAGAAGGAUCUUUCAACCAUAGACACAGGAGAAUCGAGAGACUUCAGUAGGCAAACUUGUUCAGACACUUGUCCCCAGAAGUCAACCCCAGACCAACUCAAGGCCUUUUUCCUACCUGAGGCACUUGCUGUCUACACAAAGGCACAGAUUCCUUCCAGAUACCCAGUACCUGGAACCUGGAGAGGGGCCGGACAAUUCAGUAGUAAGCCCUGGACCAUGUGCCCAUCUGUGGGAGAGGGCAGAUAGAGCAGGGAUAAGCCCAAGUUUCCCAGAGCUCUGGCCCACUCUCCCCCUUCCACUCAGUCUUCUUAGCUCCUAUGCUAACCCCCAACAGCUGGGGCAGUCCUAGAAAGGCCCAGCAUGUCUUGUUUGACUCAUUUCAGAGUUUCAAAGACUUUGAAUGAAUGUCCAAAAUCUAAAGCUUUCACUUAAAAAAAAAAAAUCAAGGCUUGUUUUUUCAUGAGAAUGAGAAACUCAAAAUCACCCUCCUCCAUACAGCAAUCUGUGGGAGCUGAGUAGUGUCUGACCCUUCAAGUAAUGUACAAGUCUCCCAGGGCCUGGGACCCAUCCCUGGCCAAGGCUUCCCAUCCUGGCCUAGCUGCCUUAGGGCUCAUGGUCUCAUACUGCCCCUCUCGCGGGGAGCUGAGCUGGAUCCAGGUGAGGGUGUGUUCCAGGCAUGAGAUGUCAUUCACAGGAAGGUGUCAGGGAGCUCUGGUGACCUUCACCACAUAACACAUUACUCAAGUGAACAAGGCUGGCCAUGGCAAAGCCCCAGAGGUGCAAUUGCCCCAAAGCAAGAUUGCUUUGUCAAGUAGCCUGACGAAAUCCACUCAGCUUUAAGCUCCUGGAUCUGUGAAGCUUCCAGCAAAAUAGGAGAUGGGAAAGGGGUGCCUGGACUGAUGCCACCCAGCUGCCCAGAAAUGGGAGCAGAAAGACUGCUGGCUGGUCUGGAGCGCUCAGCGCGGGCAGAGGACCCCAAUGCUGCCUGUCCUGCUGCAGCUUCUGUAGGUUCAGGAGACCGCCCCAGUUGGCAUGAUUGACGGUACACUGCUCAGUGACACUGAGCAAGUGACCUGGCUACUGGUAGAUACCUUGGUUUCCUGCUUUCUAAUGGGCUCAUCAGUUCCCACCUCACAGAACUCCUGUGAAGAUAGAUGGACCCACGGCUGUAAAGCUUCAGCACAGAGCAUUGCAUGUACGAGGCCUAUCAUAAACAGAAGCUUCUGUUAGGAGAAUAUGGCCCCCAGGAGACUGUGGGUGCUAUCCUGCCCUCGCCCCAACUGCAGAGGUCCUUCUGCCACAUUCUUGAGGGUCACCCUACCUGGCCUGUUGCUUUUCUUGACCAAAUCCCAUGGGGUUGUUCUUUUCCUCUCUACCUGGCUUGUGGGGACUCGGAAGAGCCACCAUGCAUCACCAUGAGUCUGCCCCAACCCUGGUCUCAGAGAGUGACAACUCUGAGCCUACAGAGGUGGAUAGGACUGGACGCUGGCAGCCUGUGGGGCCCUUCUUCAGAGAAAUAGCAGCCUUCUAAAGCUUUUGACUGAAUGGCCAGCAGGCAUUGACCGAGACUAGCCAGGACCACACCUUCUCCACGGGCCACCGUCACUGUCACUAGUUCAGGUAGUUUAAAGAGAAAGAGUUCUGGAGACCUUCCAGGCUUACCAACGGCCCUGAAGCUUGUGGAUCCUGCAGAACCCUUCCUUCUCAGUGUUGAUCAGUGUUUGUGGCUAGUUUGUGCUCAUUCAUCUCUGCAGUUGGUCUGCCAGGUUGCCUUGGACACUCCAUGUAUGAGUACUUACCUGCUGUUGCUGGGGACGUAGAGAGUGAGGUUCCCGCCAGCCUGUCAUGACACUGCCGUCAGCCAGCCAGUGCACAUUGCCCCGUGCAGUCACUUAGUUCCAGGAUACUGAUACUCACAUUGAGUGUGGCUAUAGGACCACAUCUCCAGCCUGGCAUUGACUCCUCGAGACAAUCCCAGCUUCCCCAUGCUCUAGGCCCAGGGACCAUUUUAAACAGUGAAAUCCCCAACACAGAGCAAAGCCCAGAAGGAAAUUGUGACAAAGACAUGUGUUUAUAAGAGGAGAGCUAGAACCGGAGACCAGGGUAUUGUCCUGUUCUUCCCAAGCUGGGCGUGAGCAGCCAGGCAGCCAGCAGCCAGCCAUUUCAAUGCUUUUCCAUGUUCGCGAAUGACCAUGAAAAUGCCCUAGAUAAUAACUUUGGAGUUGCACUCGAAGAUAGACAGGUUGCUAAAAGCACAGUACAGCACCUGUCAAGGAUGGAACCCUCUUUUCAGAUCUGUUUAUGUCAGUUAUGUGGUUUCCACCAAGUCUCUGUUCACCAGAGUCCAAGGACCCUGAUGAGUGCUAGUGAGAGGCCUGUACAGUGACUAAAGGAUUCAUACUCCUAGGCUCUUGCACAGCCUCUAGCCAGACCCAGCUGUGCCCGAUACCAGCCUGAGAAGCAUCUCUGGUGAUUGGCUUAGAAGCACAAGUAGGUAGUGGCAUUGCUGUGCCAGGAUCCUGCUGUCCAGCUCCUGUAGCAUGCUUGUUCUGUGUCCAGGAAGUUGGCACAGGCUGAAAACUGGGAGUAGUGUGGAUGUUUUGGGGGUGCAGAAGAGAGGAACAGUGGUGUUGAUGUUAUCUUGUGGGGUCUUAGCAGGGUACAUGUUACAGGGGCCCUGAGUGACCUGAGAGCCUGGGUGUGGUGUCCUAACUGAGGUCACUUGAUCCGACAUCCCCUGACUCUGACCACAAAGUGCAGCAUCUGGUUGUAAUGUGGUUGGUCUUGAGAUUCCAUGCCCAACCUUUCCAAGGCUGGCUUUCUUCCUUUUCCCUGAGCAUUGGCCUGUGCAUGCUACAGAUGUCUUACUAUGGUUUCCUUAUAACUCAUCAGUCUGUGGUUACAAGGAGCUGCCAAACUUGAGCAGGGUUUGAGAAGGAUUUUGGGCAGAGCACAGAGUUGGGCCUCACUGCUCAGAGAUGACCAUCUCAGACUCAGCUGGCCAUUCCCUGGACCACACCCACUCCAUGUUUAUCUCCAGAGUUCUCUGUCCAUGCUUUUCUAGUAUGUAGUAAUCAACAACUAUGUCAGGAAGUGUUCAAGUCCAUCAAAAGUGCUCACGAGAGGCAAAGCAGGCCCCAUCUUGAUAGGCUUUCACAGAACUCACAGGCCAGUGGGGUGGGGGCAGCUGUCACACAGUGGCAUCGCUACAGACUGGGAUGCCUUCUGUGGGGACAUGGAGGUCUAACGGCGCAUAACAGACUGAGGGUGUGAGAGAGUUAGAACCAUGCGUAGGUGAGACUGCAAGAUUGAUGAGGAAUUGGCCAGCUAGUAAUCCAGCCAAGACUCUGAGGCACUGGGUGAAUGGCUGGAGGCCAGUGUGGGUGAGUGGCGAGGGAACCAGCCAGGGUUGGUAGGGUCUGGAAGAGAGCCUGGUGGAUGGUGUCCUCUGGAACCUAAGAGACAUCAAAAAGUUGGAAGCUCAGCAGUGUAAGAUAGCAUACGCCAUUGGCUAGGGCAUGGUGAAAGGAUUGGAAACCACCCUGGACCGGGAGCUUCGUUGUAAGGCACAUGGUGACUCAGCACCACCUACUGUGGGUGUCUGGCGUGCUUCCCCACCAAGGUGCUCAGGAUACACUAGUCUGUCUCCAUCCUGGAUGGGAACUACUGCUCCUGGUGUGCAGGGGCGCGCUGCUCCAGAUCUAUCUGGUUGCUGCUGCUCCAGAUGGGCAGGGGCACGCUGCUCCAGAUGUGCAGGGGUGCGGCUGCUCCAGAUGUGCAGGGGUGCUGCAGCUCCAGAUGUGCAGGGGCACUGUCGCUCCAGAUUGCAGGGGCACUGUCGCUCCAGAUGUGCAGGGGCGCUGCUGCUCCUGAUGUGCAGGGGGCGCUGCUGCUCCAGAUGUGCAGGGGCACUGCUGGUCCUGGUAUGCAGGGGGCGCUGCUGCUCCUGAUAUGCAGGGGGCGCUGCUGCUCCAGAUGUGCAGGGGCACUGCUGCUCCUGAUGUGCAGGGGUGCGGCUGCUCCAGAUGUGCAGGGGUGCUGCAGCUCCAGAUGUGCAGGGGCACUGUCGCUCCAGAUUGCAGGGGCGCUGUCGCUCCAGAUGUGCAGGGGCGCUGCUGCUCCUGAUGUGCAGGGGGCGCUGCUGCUCCAGAUGUGCAGGGGCACUGCUGGUCCUGGUAUGCAGAGGGCGCUGCUGCUCCAGAUGUGCAGGGACAGUCUUUAAGUGCAGGAAGGAACAUAAAGCAAGGAUAGAGGCAGAAGAGGUAAAGAGAGGAGGGAGAGUGGGGAAGGUUAAGCAAAACUAGAGGUGUAUGGAGAAGCUCAUGAAAACCCAUUGCUUUGUAAGAUAAUUCAAAAUAAAUGUUUUGAAAAAGAA